Molecule: messenger RNA, 8646 nt
Organism: Electrophorus electricus (electric eel)
Lineage: Eukaryota; Metazoa; Chordata; Actinopteri; Gymnotiformes; Gymnotidae
Gene: acaca
Product: acetyl-CoA carboxylase alpha
Biological process (GO): fatty acid biosynthetic process
Cellular component (GO): mitochondrion
Molecular function (GO): metal ion binding; ATP binding; acetyl-CoA carboxylase activity
Source: RefSeq, a predicted model, not a curated record
GUAACCCUUACGCGUCACACCACCGUGAUGCUGCUGUCAAAGGGGCUGUUGCGGAGCCUGAUAAUGCACUAGUCAGCACCGGAGGAGAAAAGAUAUGGUUGUAAUCGGGGAGACUAAACAAAACAGCGAAUCAGGAUCCGUUAGGAUCAGCUAAUCAGAAUUGCUUGCCGACUUCUUUUGCACGUGUUUGGAGCCUGCCAGUGUCGUCCCGCCAUGGCAGAGCAGGUACCUCCCGUAGACAAGCCUCCGUCCGCCACGGCCUCGCACUUUAUCAUCGGCUCUGUGUCUGAGGACAACUCGGAGGAUGAGAAUGCGGGCAGGCCGGAGCUGGCGGCGGAGAAGGAGCGCUCCUUGUCCCCUUCCUCUGUCAGCUCGGACAGCACCUACGAGAUGGGCUUCGACAGCAUCGACGGGAACCUGCACAACAUGAGGCCCAGCAUGUCAGGGCUGCACCUGGUCAAGCAAGGCCGCGACCGGCGCCGCAUCGAUCAGCAGAGGGAUUUCACCGUGGCCUCUCCCGCCGAGUUCGUCACCCGCUUCGGAGGAAACAAGGUCAUCGAGAAGGUGCUCAUCGCCAACAACGGCAUCGCCGCAGUCAAGUGUAUGCGCUCCAUCCGGCGCUGGGCAUACGAGAUGUUCCGAAAUGAGCGUGCCCUCCGUUUCGUUGUCAUGGUUACUCCGGAGGACCUGAAGGCCAAUGCGGAGUACAUAAAAAUGGCAGACCAUUAUGUACCUGUUCCUGGUGGAACGAACAACAACAACUAUGCCAAUGUAGAGCUCAUUGUGGACAUUGCCAAGCGCAUUCCAGUUCAGGCAGUGUGGGCAGGUUGGGGUCACGCGUCGGAGAACCCGAAGCUCCCCGAGCUACUGCACAAGAACAGCAUCGCCUUCAUGGGUCCCCCCAGCCAGGCGAUGUGGGCCCUGGGAGACAAGAUCGCUUCCUCCAUCGUGGCGCAGACCGCUGGAAUUCCCACCCUGCCAUGGAGCGGAACGGGGCUGAGCAUCAGGUGGUCUGAAAGCGACCAGAAGAAGGGCAUUGUCAGCGUUCCCAACGAUCUCUACGAGCUGGGCUGCAUCCAGGACGUGGAGGCCGGCCUCAAGGUUGCCGAGAAGGUGGGCUACCCUGUGAUGAUCAAGGCUUCGGAGGGCGGUGGAGGUAAGGGCAUUCGCAAGGUCAACAGUGCGGACGACUUCCCCAACCUCUUCAGACAGGUGCAGACGGAGGUUCCCGGCUCACCCAUCUUCGUCAUGCUCCUGGCCAAACAUGCACGGCACCUUGAGGUGCAGAUUCUGGCUGACCAAUAUGGCAACGCCAUCUCACUGUUCGGCAGGGACUGCUCUGUUCAGCGUCGCCACCAGAAGAUCAUCGAAGAGGCACCUGCCACCAUUGCCACCCCAGAUGUGUUCGAGAAUAUGGAGAGGUGUGCGGUGAAGCUGGCUAAGAUGGUGGGCUAUGUUAGUGCGGGCACGGUGGAGUAUCUCUACAGCCAGGAUGGCAGCUUCUACUUCUUAGAGCUGAACCCACGUCUGCAGGUGGAGCACCCCUGUACGGAGAUGGUGGCUGACGUCAACCUGCCCGCCGCCCAGCUGCAGAUCGCCAUGGGCAUCCCUCUGCACCGCAUCAAAGACAUCCGCAUGCUGCACGGCCUGCAGCCCUGGGGAGACGCCCCCAUUGACUUCGAGGCGCUCUCUACCGCCCCCUGUCCACGAGGGCAUGUCAUUGCAGCCCGCAUUACCAGCGAGAACCCCGACGAGGGGUUCAAGCCCAGCUCGGGCACAGUGCAGGAGCUGAACUUCCGCAGUAACAAGAACGUGUGGGGCUACUUCAGCGUGGCGGCCGCCGGUGGCCUGCACGAGUUCGCCGACUCCCAGUUCGGGCACUGCUUCUCCUGGGGCGAGAACCGCGAGGAGGCCAUCUCAAACAUGGUAGUGGCACUGAAGGAGCUCUCCAUCCGCGGCGACUUCCGCACCACGGUGGAGUACCUGAUUAAGCUGUUGGAGACAGAGAGCUUCCAGCACAACAGCAUCGACACGGGCUGGCUGGACCGGCUCAUCUCCGAGAAGAUGCAGGCGGAGCGUCCGGACACGAUUCUGGGAAUAGUGAGCGGGGCGCUGCACGUCGCGGAUGUGAACUUCAGGAACAGCGUGUCCAACUUCCUGCACUCUCUGGAGAGGGGCCAGGUGCUUCCCGCCAGCACGCUGCUCAACACGGUGGACGUGGAGCUGAUCUACGAGGGCACCAAGUACGUGCUGAAGGUGACACGCCAGUCGCCCAACUCCUACGUGGUCAUCAUGAACAGCUCGUUGGCCGAGGUGGAUGUGCACCGACUGAGUGACGGAGGCCUGCUCCUCUCCUACGACGGCAGCAGCUACACCACCUACAUGAAGGAGGAGGUAGACAGGUACCGCAUCACCAUCGGCAACAAGACGUGUGUGUUUGAGAAGGAGAACGACCCGUCCGUGCUGCGCUCGCCAUCGGCAGGCAAACUCAUCCAGUACACAGUGGAGGACGGCGGGCACAUGUUUGCUGGGCAGUGCUAUGCUGAGAUCGAGGUGAUGAAGAUGGUGAUGACCCUGACCGCAGGGGAGUCAGGCUGCAUCCACUAUGUGAAGAGAGCAGGUGCAGUUCUGGAGCCUGGCUGCAUCAUAGCCAAACUGCAGCUGGACGACCCCAGCAGAGUGCAGCAGGCGGAGCUGCAUACAGGGGCACUUCCCAGAAUUCAGGCGGUGGCUCUUCGUGGAGAGAAGCUGCACCGUGUCUUCCACAGCACUCUGGACCACCUGGUGCACAUCAUGAAUGGCUUCUGCCUGCCAGAGCCCUUCUUCAGUGCCAAGCUAAAGGAGUGGGUGGAGCGGCUGAUGAAGACCCUGCGUGACCCCUCCCUGCCCCUGCUGGAGCUGCAGGACAUCAUGACCAGCGUGUCAGGACGCAUUCCGCCUGCCGUGGAGAAGGCCAUCAAGAAAGAGAUGGCCCAGUACGCCAGCAACAUCACCUCUGUGCUCUGCCAAUUCCCCAGCCAGCAGAUUGCCAACAUUCUGGACAGCCAUGCAGCCACCCUCAACAGGAAGUCGGAGCGGGAGGUCUUCUUCAUGAACACUCAGAGCAUUGUGCAGCUCGUCCAAAAGUACCGCAGCGGGAUCCGGGGCCAUAUGAGGGCAGUGGUGAUGGACUUGCUCAGGCAGUACCUGAAGGUGGAGGUGCAGUUUCAGCAGGGACACUACGACAAGUGUGUGUUUGCACUCCGUGAAGAGUACAAAGACGAGAUGGCCAAUGUGCUCAACUACAUUUUCUCCCACGCACAGGUCACCAAGAAGAACUCUCUGGUCACCAUGCUGAUUGAUCAGCUGUGUGGGCGGGACCCCACACUGACCGACGAGCUCAUGGCCAUCUUAACUGAGCUCACGCAGCUCAGCAAAACCACCAACGCAAAAGUGGCACUGCGUGCACGCCAGGUGCUGAUCGCAUCUCACCUUCCCUCAUACGAACUGCGCCACAACCAGGUGGAGUCCAUCUUCCUCUCGGCCAUUGACAUGUACGGCCACCAGUUCUGCAUCGAGAACCUGCAGAAACUUAUCCUGUCUGAGACCUCCAUCUUUGACGUCCUGCCCAAUUUCUUCUACCAUAGUAACCAGGUGGUCAGAAUGGCUGCUCUGGAGGUGUAUGUUCGUAGGGCCUACAUUGCGUACGAACUCAACAGUGUCCAGCACCGGCAGCUGAAGGACAACACCUGCAUCGUGGAGUUCCAGUUCAUGCUGCCGACCUCGCAUCCCAACAGAGGGAACAUCCCCACUCUAAACAGAAUGUCCUUCUCAUCCAACCUGAACCAUUAUGGCAUGAUGCACGUGGCCAGCGUGAGUGAUGUUCUGCUGGACAGUUCCUUCACGCCACCCUGCCAGCGCACGGGGGCCAUGGUGUCCUUCCGCUCCUUCCAGGAGUUCACCAGGAACAUUAAAGAUGUGCUAAGCUGUUUCUCAGACUCUCCACCCACUAGCCCUUCCUUCCCUGAGGGGGGAAACCCUGUACUGUAUGGCGAGGAAGACAACAAGAGCAUCCAGGACGAGCCUGUCCACAUCCUAAACAUCGCCAUCAAGACCGACAGCGACAUCGACGACGACGGUCUUGCCGCAAUGUUCCGGGAGUUCACCCAGUCUAAGAAAUCCCUGCUGUUUGAGCAUGGCAUCCGGAGACUAACGUUCCUCGUGGCGCAGAAGGAUUUCAGGAAACAGGUCAACUGUGAGGUCGACCAGAGGUUCCAUAGGGAGUUCCCCAAAUUUUUCACCUUCCGUUCAAGAGACAAGUUCGAGGAGGACCGCAUCUAUCGCCACCUGGAGCCUGCCCUAGCCUUCCAGCUGGAGCUGAACCGCAUGCGGAACUUUGCGCUGACAGCCAUUCCGUGCGCCAACCACAAGAUGCACCUGUACCUUGGGGCUGCCCGUGUGGAGGUGGGCACAGAGGUUACUGACUACCGCUUCUUCGUGCGUGCCAUUAUCCGCCACUCGGACCUCGUCACCAAGGAGGCUUCGUUCGAGUACCUGCACAAUGAGGCAGAGCGCCUCCUGCUGGAGGCCAUGGAUGAGCUGGAGGUGGCCUUCAACAACACCACGGUGCGCACAGACUGCAACCACAUCUUCCUCAACUUCGUUCCCACCGUCAUCAUGGAUCCCUCGAAGAUCGAGGAGUCCGUGCGCUCCAUGGUGAUGCGCUACGGCAGCCGUCUAUGGAAGCUGCGCGUGCUGCAGGCAGAGCUGAAGAUCAACAUCCGCCUGACCCCCACGGGCAAGCAGAUCCCCAUUCGCCUCUUCCUCACCAAUGAGAGCGGCUACUACCUGGACAUCAGCCUGUACAAGGAGGUCACCGACUCCCGCACGGGACAGGUGGGGCCCAAAGACCGCCAGAUCAUGUUCCAGGCCUACGGCGACAAGCAGGGCCCUCUGCACGGUAUGCUGAUCAACACGCCCUACGUCACCAAAGACCUGCUGCAGUCCAAGCGCUUCCAGGCCCAGAGCCUGGGUACCACCUACGUCUACGACUUCCCUGAGAUGUUCCGCCAGGCCCUGAAGAAACUGUGGCAAUCCAUGGACUCGUAUGCCCACCUACCUAAGUGUCCUCUGCCCUCCGAGCUGCUCACGUUCACGGAGCUGGUGUUGGAUCCACAGGGCCAGUUGGUGCAGAUGAAUCGCCUGCCUGGGGGCAAUGAGAUCGGCAUGGUGGCAUGGCGCAUGACGCUCCGCACGCCUGAGUACCCCGCGGGGCGUGAGAUCAUCGUCAUUAGCAAUGACAUCACACACAAGAUCGGCUCGUUCGGGCCGCAAGAGGACGUGCUCUUCCAGCAGGCUUCGGAGAUGGCACGCGAGAGCGGCAUCCCACGCGUCUACAUCGCCGCCAACAGUGGCGCCCGCAUCGGCCUGGCCGAGGAGAUCCGGCACAUGUUCCACGUAGCCUGGCAGGACCCAGCCGACCUGUACAAGGGAUUUAAGUACCUCUACCUCACACCUCAGGACUACAAAAAGGUAUCAGCAUUGAACUCUGUGCAUUGUGAGCACGUGGAGGAUGAGGGAGAGUCUAGGUAUAAGAUCACAGAUAUCAUUGGGAAGGAGGAAGGUUUAGGGGUGGAGAAUCUGAGGGGCUCUGGGAUGAUUGCUGGAGAAUCCUCACUGGCUUAUGAAAAUAUCAUCACCAUGAAUCUGGUGACGUGCCGAGCUAUCGGCAUCGGCGCUUACCUGGUGCGCCUUGGCCAGCGGACCAUCCAGGUGGAAAACUCCCACAUCAUCCUGACGGGAGCUGGAGCCCUCAACAAGGUGCUCGGCCGCGAGGUCUACACCUCCAACAACCAGCUGGGGGGAGUGCAGAUCAUGCACAACAACGGCGUCACUCACACCACGGUGUGUGACGACUUCGAGGGUGUGUACACCCUGCUCCAGUGGCUCUCCUACAUGCCCAAGAGCUCAUCCAGCCCCGUGCCACUGCUGGCGGCCAAGGACCCCAUCGACCGGCCAGUGGAGUUUGUGCCAACCAAAGCGCCCUACGACCCCCGGUGGAUGCUGGCAGGACGGCCCAGCCAGAACCCCAAGGGGGCGUGGGUGAGCGGCUUCUUCGACCACGGCUCCUUCAUGGAGAUAAUGCAGCCAUGGGCACAGAGUGUGGUAGUGGGCAGAGCCAGGUUGGGUGGGAUCCCGACCGGAGUGGUUGCUGUGGAGACCAGAACUGUGGAGCUGUCCAUCCCAGCAGACCCAGCCAAUCUGGACUCGGAGGCCAAGAGCAUCCAGCAAGCCGGGCAGGUGUGGUUCCCUGAUUCUGCGUUUAAGACUGCCCAGGCCAUUAAGGACCUGAACCGGGAGGGCCUUCCACUCAUGGUGUUCGCCAACUGGAGAGGUUUCUCUGGAGGCAUGAAGGACAUGUAUGACCAGGUGCUGAAGUUCGGCGCCUAUAUCGUGGACGGGCUGAGGGAGUACCAGCAGCCCGUGCUCGUCUACGUCCCGCCACAGGCCGAGCUGCGCGGGGGUUCAUGGGUAGUGAUUGACCCCACCAUCAACCCACGCCACAUGGAGAUGUAUGCAGACAAGGAAAGCAGGGGUGGAGUGCUGGAGCCAGAGGGCACAGUGGAGAUCAAGUUCCGCAAGAAGGACCUGGUGAAGACCAUGAGACGCGUGGACCCUGUGUACAUGGGCCUGGCUGAAAGACUGGGCACCCCUGAGCUAAGCCCAACAGAGCGUAAGGAGCUGGAGACCAAACUGAAGGAGAGGGAGGAGUUCCUGAUCCCCAUCUACCAUCAGGUGGCGGUGCAGUUUGCCGACCUCCACGACACACCAGGACGCAUGCAGGAGAAGGGAGUCAUCACCGACGUGCUGGAGUGGCGCACGUCACGGCAGUUCUUCUACUGGCGCCUACGGCGCCUCCUGCUGGAGGACACGGUGAAGCGCAAGAUUCAGGAGGCCAACGGUGAGCUGACGGACGGCCAGGUGCAGGCCAUGCUGCGCCGCUGGUUCGUGGAAGCCGAGGGAGCCGUGAAGGCUUAUUUAUGGGACAGUAAUGAGGACCUGGUAGAGUGGUUGGAGAAACAGCUGAUGGAUGAGGAAGGUGCCAGGUCUGUCAUUGAUGAGAACAUUAAGUACAUCCGCCGGGACCACAUUCUGAAGCAGAUCCGCAGUCUGGUGCAGGCCAACCCCGAGGUCGCCAUGGACUCCAUCGUGCACAUGACGCAGCACAUCACGCCCACGCAGCGAGCCGAGGUGGUGCGCAUCCUCUCCACCAUGGACGCGCCCGCCUCCUCCUAGACGCCCCCUCUCUAACAGAACGGCCGGCGGAAACCUGGGCCAGAGGAGCCAACGUGGCGGCCCACGGCCAGGGGACUUGACUGUUGGCAGUGAUUCUGAUCUGAACAGCUGCAUAUAACACCUCUGUGGAACCUUUCUCUCAGUGGUGAGACUUUAAGAUGUAAACUACUGUGCACAUUUGGGGGGGAAGGGGUAGACUUGAGUAUAAAUUAUGUGAUGGGCUUUGCACUUAUUAAUCUAGGUAAGUGCAAUUUCAGAAAGGAAAAUAGAUGAGACCAAUAUGAAUUUUGUAUGCAACUGUCAUUUGCUGACAGAGAAAAGGAGUCGUUACAGGACACAGCGUGACAGCCGAGUUUCAUGUUCCCGUUAUAGACACACAGACAGAAGGAAAAAAAGCCCGUCAGAGGUGAACUGAUUGGUUGGCUUGUUUCCUGUUUCACGUUGCUAUUGGCCGCAGGACGCCGUGCACACUUCUGAAGCUAGCCCUUAAAGCAUGACCCCCGCAGAAGAACGCACUGCCGUCUUUUGUGCUGAGCCGAGUACAGCUGGGAAGCUUGCUAUGGAAAGAAAACUGAUCCAGGAUCAAGGCAAAAAAUGUUGCUGCAGAUCAGAAAAAAGUUUCCAGCUUACAGUUACUAAGCAUGUUGUAACGACACGCACACACUGUAUGCCAUUUACAGCCAACAUGAUCAUUACCUAUCCUUGUAAUAAUAGUGUACCUUCCUGCCCCCUGCAGUGGCUUUUAAUACCAUUUAACAAAAAAAUUUAACACCCAUUUUUUUUCACUUUUGGUAGCACUACCACAAACCAUUUUUUCCCCUCCUUUUCUAUGUUGAAGCUGAUGUUACACGCACAAUAAGAUGUUCAUUUAUUACUAUUAUUUUUUGUAACAGAUAAUGUGUCUCCCUAAUUUAUUAAUAGUAAUUACGGCUAAAAGACGACGUUCCAGUUUAUGCUAAUGUGCUUAUAAUUGACAAGUGUGCUAUGACCUUCAAGUUUAGGACCAAAUCUUGGGUCAUUAUUUUUAUGAAGCUGACUAUAACAAAUGGAGAGGGGGAAAAAAACAGAAAAGGAAAAAAACAUUUGUAGGAAAGAGGGCUUAUGGGGUGGGGGUGGGGGGUCGGGUCCAGACCACGGCACUGAGUGGGAGUGCGAAGGAGUAGAGCAGCACAGGGAGACCUCUCUGGCUGGCCUGCCCGACUGUGUGAAAGGUCACCUGCUCUGAUCCAUGAUCAGCGGCAAGCCCUCAGGACCCAUCUUUUCCAUUGCCAGACACUACAGCGAACAGGCUACUGGUUACGUCGGCGUAAAAAGAGGAGAAUGUGCUUAUGUGGGUAAUGCAACUGAAUAAAAGCAGUAUGUUCAACCUCA